Messenger RNA from Diaporthe batatas, 1128 nucleotides. RefSeq lists its product as uncharacterized. The transcript is spliced from 4 exons. Gene Ontology annotation, molecular function: oxidoreductase activity, acting on the CH-OH group of donors, NAD or NADP as acceptor. NCBI's taxonomy places the organism in Eukaryota, Fungi, Ascomycota, Sordariomycetes, Diaporthales, Diaporthaceae. The record is from RefSeq and is a predicted model, not a curated record. Bases 160 to 1023 code for a protein of 287 amino acids.
GUUCUUCCAACUGUGGUUCUGCUCGUCUUCGCCUUCAUCUUGCACAUGAAGAGAGGCGCUUUGAAUUUCGCAUCACCUUGAUCUAACACUUUGCCUCACCCCACCUCAAUUCCCCCCCGAUCGUUUCGCUCAAGACUUGAGGCGACCUCAUACUUCGUGAUGGCCUCCAAAUUGCAGCUCAACAGGGGCUUCGCUCUUAUCACCGGCGCGGCAGCUGGCAUCGGCAAAGACGCAGCCUUUGCAUUUGCCGAGGCCGGUGUCCAGGGUGUUGCCUUCGCUGACGUGAACGAACAAGGUGCCCAGGAGGCAGCGGAAGAGAGCCGCAAAUAUGCCACGAAUGCCGAGUACAAGACCCUUGUUAUCAAAGUUGACAUGUCCGACGAAGUUGGCGUCCAGGAGAUGGUUGAUCGUGCCGCCAAAGAGUUCGGCCGGAUCGAUUAUGCUGUAAACAGCGCUGGGCUGGGUAACGUGUCAGGUGCCCUGACGCCGAACCUGAAGCUUGAGGCCUUCAAUAAGACCAUCGACGUCAACGUCAAGGGCGCUGUAUACUUUGCACGCGCAGUCACAGCCACCAUGGCUGCCCAGGAUGAGCUCACCCACACAAGCAGCAGUCGUUACGGCAAUACAACCCGCACGCUUGGCAGGGGAUCUCUGGUGUUCCUUGGCUCAGUCAACUCAUACAUUACAUCUCCUGGGAUGCUGAACUAUACUACGUCGAAGCACGCCAUUGUCGGCAUCACAAAGUCUGUCGCAAUGGACUGUCUCAAAUCCAAGAUCCGUGUCAAUGCGGUGUGUCCAUCGUGGGUGGACACGCCGAUGAACCAUGCCACAAUCCAGCGUGUGCCGCAGAUGGAGCAGUUGAUCAAGAUGAUAUCACCCCUGGGGCGCGUGGCGUCCACUGAGGAGGUGGUGGACUACAUCAUUUUCCUUUGUAGCCCCAGCGCUACCUACAUUAAUGGCACCGGUCUCACCGUUGAUGCCGGCAUUACACUGGGUAUUCAAGUCCCGGGCUACAACAAAUAGCAACGAGAGCGUAGGGCUUUUGCACUCUAGUGUCGGGUUUCUGUCUUGCCGGAACCAGCCAUGCCGGUGUAUUUCCUCUUUGUGAACUACAAAGAGGCGUUGAUC